Molecule: messenger RNA, 480 nt
Organism: Guillardia theta CCMP2712
Lineage: Eukaryota; Cryptophyceae; Pyrenomonadales; Geminigeraceae
Exons: 3
Coding region: 1-480 (159 amino acids)
Source: RefSeq, a predicted model, not a curated record
AUGCAAAACUUUGCCAGAAUGCGGUCCAUGCCGGCGCUUGACGCCUUGCAAGCGAGCAACCAGGUAUCCUGCGGGGUCCUUCAUCGUAUUGAUGCAGAGGACAUGAGACUGCAAGCUGCUCGAUCGCACCAGAUAAGCUCUUUCCGGGAGAAACGUCGAGUGCAUUAUGAGCUGGACAACUUUCAGCGAAGAACCGUUUCAAUGCCUGCGAUGAAGACGAGCAACGUGUUCAAUGAAGAGACCAUGGAGACUCGAGACUCCAUCCUCGAUCUCCUGCAUGAGCUGAGCGAGAAUCAUCCAGAUGCCUUUCAGGCGUUGUUGAGCAAGAAUCUAAAGGUGCUAUGCGAAGACCUUGGAGUCAAGCAUGCGUAUGAGGAGACAAGACACAAUUUUGAGAGUCAUUGCAAGGAUCUGAAGGUUGUGGAAGAAGCUGAGGAAGAGUACACCAUCGAUGAGAUGAAACAAGACAUGUAUAGCUAA